CGCCGCCCCGAGGGCCCCGCCCUCCCCGCCGCGGCCCCUCCUCCUGCGGGCCGGUAGCUGUAGAGCCGCGAGGGCUGAGUCCGAGGAGCAGGCGUGGGGCCAUGGCGCCGCUGAGGGACUGCAAGGCCUGGCAGGAUGCUGGACUUGGCCUGUCCACUGCUAGCAACGAAGCCUGUAAACUCUUUGAUGCAGUGCUCACCCAGUAUGCAACCUGGGCCAAUGAUGAGGGUCUCGGGGGUAUUGAGGGAUCUCUCUCCAAGCUAAAAGCAGCAGAUCCAAAUUUUACAAUGGGACAUGUCAUCGCUAAUGGUUUGGAGUUGAUUGGUACUGGAAGUUCAGUGCGGCUCAACAAAGAGCUGGACAGUGCGAUGAGAACAAUGAUGACACUGUCAAAAUCCCAGCCUCUGAGUGAGCGGGAGAAGCUUCAUGUAUCAGCGCUGGACAUGUUUGCCCAUGGGUAAGUGUCUAGCCCUUUG
This is a messenger RNA of Oxyura jamaicensis (ruddy duck), 476 nucleotides long. Its product is annotated as tetratricopeptide repeat protein 38-like. The coding region runs from base 102 to 461 and encodes 119 amino acids. Lineage: Eukaryota; Metazoa; Chordata; Aves; Anseriformes; Anatidae. The record is from RefSeq and is a predicted model, not a curated record. The transcript is spliced from 4 exons.